Delphinapterus leucas (beluga whale) is the source of this 659-nucleotide messenger RNA. RefSeq names its product immunoglobulin iota chain-like. Lineage: Eukaryota; Metazoa; Chordata; Mammalia; Artiodactyla; Monodontidae. The record is from RefSeq and is a predicted model, not a curated record.
GCACAGCCCCGCGAGGGCCCGGGGCCCCAGUGCACACUGGAGGCAGAGCUCUGCUCGGCUGCACCAUGUCCUGGACCCCUGUCCUGCUGGCGCUCCUGGCCCACUGCACAGCUUGUGGCCCUCAGCCGGUGCUGAAUCAGCCGCCAUCCGUGUCCUCGUCCCUUGGAACCACGAUCCGCCUGGCCUGCACGCUGAGCAGCGACCAUGAUGUCGGUGUCCACAACAUCUACUGGUACCAGCAGAGGGCCGGCCACCCACCAAGGUUCCUGCUGAGAUACUUCUCCCACUCGGACAAGAACCAGGGCCCCAAGGUCCCCCCUCGCUUCUCUGGCUCCAAAGACCUGGCUAAGAACGCAGGGUAUUUGAGCAUCUCUGAUCUUCAGCCGGAGGAUGAGGCUGUGUAUUUCUGCGCCGUGGGGGCCCAGGGCGUGGAGCAGGGGCCGGAGAUGCAGAGAGAGAGGAGGGAGGAAAGGGAGCCUGCUGCUCCAGCCUCACAGGCACCAUAGGACACGCUUACCUUGAACCAAAGGCAGAAGGGCACGCCUCCCCGAGGAGAGGGUGGUGUGGCGAGGAGGGUGGGGCCUUGGGCUGCCCCAGGUGAGGAGACGCUCCUGGAAACCCCUUUGGAGGCUGGAUUUGGGAAUUAAAUCUGCUUGUGU